AUGGCAUGCUUGGGAUUAUAUUACCUUGCUUUAUGUAAUACCAGUAUACUAGAUUCUGAUCCGCCCUUUAGAGAAACGCAAAGCAUGCUUUUGGAAAGAAUAGCUAGUGAAAUGAAUCGGCUCAAGUUCUAUAUGGCUCAUGCACAGAACCUGCCUUUUGUAGAGAACAUGGAGAAGAGGAUUCAGAGCGCUAGUGUGUUAUUGGAUGCUAGCCUAGGUCAUUGCUUCAUUGACGGGCUAAACAACAGCGACACGAGCGUCCUUUACAACUGCCUGCGUGCAUAUGCUGCCAUUGAUAACACCACGAAUGCAGAAGAAAUUUUUCGUACAACGAUUGUGGCUCCAUUUAUACAUAAAACUAUUACACAUGAAACAUCAGCAGAUGCUACUGGAAGUUCAGAUGAACUUGAAAACGAUUACAAACUUAUCAAGCAUUUUAUUGCGAAAGACUGUAAGAUGCUGCUUGAAAUAUCUUCAACCGAGAAAUCGGGUUUACACGUCUUCAAUUUCCUGGCGAAUUCGAUUCUGAAAGAAGUUCUUUCGGCAAUCCAGAAAGUCAAACCAGGAGCCUUUUCUCCUGGAAGGCCUACUGAGUUCUUGAAAAAUUACAAGGCAAGCUUGGAUUUCUUGGCAUAUCUUGAAGGUUACUGUCCGUCAAGGUCCGCUGUCACCAAGUUUCGAACUGAAGCAGUAUGUAUUGAAUUCAUGAAGCAAUGGAAUGUGGGAGUAUACUUUUCACUAAGGUUUCAAGAGAUAGCUGGAGCCUUGGAUUCUGCUACUUCUUCUUCUCUGGUUUUCAUUCAGGAUUCUGAUUUAGAUAAACGGAGUUUUCCCAACAUAAUGCUCAGACAGAGCGCUACUCUUUUGGAAAGCUUGUGUUCGUGUUGGAAAGAAGAUGUUCUCGUUUUCUCUGCUGCUGAUAAAUUUCUUCGAUUGACUUUGCAGCUUCUUUCGAGGUAUUGCAUUUGGGUGUCAUCUGCGCUGCAUACUAGAAAGGAUAAUGCCAGCCCGAGUCCUGGAUGUGACUGGGCAGUUACAGCCUCUGCAGAAGAUUUUCUAUAUGUUAUACAUGAUGUAAAUUAUCUAGUCUCAGAAGUUUGUGGCGAUUACCUUGAACAAAUAUCACAGUAUAUAUCUUCAUGCUCCACUGAAGUUCGUGAUGUGGUAAGGAUGAGCAUGUUACAGGGUGGAGAUAAGUUAAAGGAAGUCCUACCUCUACUUACCAACACAAUUAUCGAAAUCAUUGUUGAUAAAUCUCUUGAGGAUUCAAGGCAAGUCAAGGGAAUAACAGCAACAUAUAGGUUGACUAAUAAACCACCGCCGGUUAGGCACUCACCAUAUGUCGUUGGCAUAUUGCGUCAUGUAAAGGCCUUUUUGGAAGGAGAAAAGGCUACACGGUACUUGACGCAGGAAACAAGGGAGGAGUUACUGCUUCGAACUGUCACUGAAAUUACAAGACGGUAUUACGAAUUAGCUGAUGAAGUUGUUAGCGUGGCGAGAAGAACAGAGUCAUCGCUUCAGCAAUUCCGUAGAAAGGCACAGAAAAGAGCAGGGGCAGCAUCAGGUGUCUCUGACGACAACGUAUCUGAAACAGACAAGAUGUGUAUGCAGUUAUUCCUUGAUACUCAGGAAUAUGGCCGGAACAUAUCUGCGUUGGGGCUAAAACCGGCAGACAUUCCGGUUUAUUGUUCGCUCUGGCAAUGCGUUGCACCGGCUGAUAGGCAAAACACAAUCAGUGUCUGAGGACUCUCGCACUGCAUUUUUCUUUCAUACAGCAUUUCGGUGUCAUAUAUCUCGCAAUAAUAAUAGGAAGUCCUUUCUUUUCUUUGUUAUAUUUUUCGUUUGUGUUUGUUUGUAUAACAUAUCUCUAUUUCGGUAUAAUAGUUGACACUAUAUUAAUAUAGAAAAAUAGUAUUUGCAAAGUAAA
Raphanus sativus (radish) is the source of this 1927-nucleotide messenger RNA. Its product is annotated as conserved oligomeric Golgi complex subunit 2. Lineage: Eukaryota; Viridiplantae; Streptophyta; Magnoliopsida; Brassicales; Brassicaceae. Gene Ontology annotation, biological process: intra-Golgi vesicle-mediated transport; protein transport; Golgi organization. Gene Ontology annotation, cellular component: membrane; COG complex. The record is from RefSeq and is a predicted model, not a curated record.